Molecule: messenger RNA, 1774 nt
Organism: Arabidopsis lyrata subsp. lyrata
Lineage: Eukaryota; Viridiplantae; Streptophyta; Magnoliopsida; Brassicales; Brassicaceae
Product: pentatricopeptide repeat-containing protein At1g64100-like
Exons: 2
Coding region: 40-1575 (511 amino acids)
Molecular function (GO): protein binding
Source: RefSeq, a predicted model, not a curated record
CUCGUUAGCUCCACGAAUCCGUUCAAUUGUCAGAGUAAAAUGUUGGCUAGGGUUUGUAGAUCGGAAUCUUCUUCUGCCAAUGCUGCUGCUAGAUUGAUCAGCACGAGAUUGAUUCAUCGUCGCGUCGCCCAGAAAGGUACAAUUAGAAAGCGUCUACCUUCUUUGCCAGUCCAUUGCAGUGGUCGCAAAGGAACUUUUGAAGGAGAGAGUUUGAAACUGAGAAGUGGAUCUCAUUAUAUCAAAUGCUUUGAUGAUGCGAUCGAAUUGUUCGAUGAUAUGGUUCGAUCUCGUACCUUCUAUCCGGCUGUUGAUUUCAACAAACUAACGGGUGUCAUCGUGAGAAUGAAACGGCCCGAUGUUGUGAUUUCUCUCUAUCAGAAGAUGGAAUUGCGGAGGAUUCCAAUUGAUAUCUACAGCUUCAGUAUUCUCAUAAAGUGUUUCUGCGACUGUCAUAAGUUGUCUUUUGCUUUGUCGACAUUCGGGAAGAUCACUAAACUUGGUUUCCAGCCCAAUGUUGUUACGUAUAGCACGCUGCUCCAUGGGUUAUGUCUCGAAGAUCGGAUUUCUGAAGCCUUAGCUUUAUUUGAUCAUAUGGUUGAAACUGGAUUAACACCCAAUGUCGUAACGUUUAACACGUUAAUGAACGGUCUUUGCCGUGAGGGUCGAGUUCUCCAAGCACUAGCUCUUGUUGAUCGGAUGGUUGAAAAUGGUCAUCAACCUGACGUAGUUACUUACGGAACAAUUGUCAAUGGAAUGUGUAAGAUGGGUGACACUGACUCGGCCUUGAAUCUGCUUAGGAAGAUGGAGGAACGCCACAUCAAAGCCAAUGUUGUAAUCUAUAGUGCCAUCAUUGAUCACCUUUGCAAAGACGGACAUCAUAGCGAUGCUCAAAAUCUUUUCGCUGAAAUGCAUGACCAAGGAAUUUUUCCCGAUGUUCAUACCUACAACUGUAUGAUAGACGCCUGUUGUAGUUCUGGUAAAUGGAGUGAUGCCAAGCAAUUGUUGCGUGAUAUGAUUGAAAGGCAAGUAAAUCCUGAUGUUGUAACUUUCAGUGCAUUGAUCAACGCAUUUGUCAAAGAAGGGAAGCUCGUUGAGGCUGAAAAAUUAUACGAGGAGAUGCUUCGUAGGGGUAUAUUUCCUAAUACAAUCACUUAUACCUCAAUGAUCGAUGGAUUUUGCAAACUGAAUCGUCUAGAUGAUGCAAAGCGUAUGUUUGAUUCGAUAGCUAGCAAGGGCUGCUCUCCGGACGUAGUUACUUGUAGUACCCUAAUUAAUGGCUAUUGUAAGGCUAAAAGGGUUGACGAUGGAAUGGAGAUUUUCUGCGAGAUGCAUCGAAGAGGAAUAGUUGCUACUACAGUUACUUACAAUACUUUGAUUCAUGGGUUUUGUCAAAUGGGUGAUCUUAAUGCCGCUCAAGACCUUCUCAAUGAGAUGAUUUCUAGUGGUGUGGCUCCAGAUUACAUCACUUUCCACAGUAUGUUGGCCGGCUUAUGUAGGAAGAAGGAACUACGAAAGGCAGUGGCAAUAUUGGUGGAUCUGCAGACGACUGUGGAUCAUCAUCUGGAGGAUGAAUGAAAGAAUGGAAGAUUCAAUGCCAUUUUGCUUCUUGCUUGAUCGAUUUCGAUUCUGAUGUUCCACUUACACUUGUUUUUUUUUUUUUUUUGUCGUGUUUAUUUAUGUUACUGUUGAAAUGAGAUAAGUUAUGAGAUGGUCAAUUUUACAAAAAGAACUUGUUGGAUAUGCCUUCUUAAUUCAUUUGCUAAGUUCAUCUUUA